UGGCAGGCAGAUCACCCUUUGAUACUUUUAAUUCUGGGCCGGGUUGUUUGAAGCUGGGUUAAGAUAACCCAAGGUUAAUCCAAAACUUGAACUCGGAUAUGAGAGCUUAAAAGCAAAUCCAGUUUAAUUCUCUUUGCCUAAAUUAUGAUGACUGGAUACUCUAAAAAGAAUAGAGAAAUAUUCAAGAAAGUGCUUUUGAUCAAAAGAAAAAGAAACCCAGUUUAAAACUUUACCCCAAGUUAGCGUUGAUCUCCAUUCUAACAACUAGGCCCUGAGUCUUAAGAUAUCGAGAGUUACCUUGAGCUGUUACAAGAAUAUUUCAUUGCUAACGAUAUUAAGAACGAUUCAGACAAUGCCACUAAGUGAAGAGCGAUACUUCUUACCUCUAUUGGCAGCAGUGCUUAGGAGUAUCGAAAGAUUUAUCCUUCCCAGAAGAGCCAGACAGGAAUACCUACGACCAGCUGGCAACUCUACUGCAGGGUCAUUAUAA
Porites lobata is the source of this 490-nucleotide messenger RNA. Lineage: Eukaryota; Metazoa; Cnidaria; Anthozoa; Scleractinia; Poritidae. The record is from the annotation of a GenBank genome assembly.